Molecule: messenger RNA, 1889 nt
Organism: Alnus glutinosa
Lineage: Eukaryota; Viridiplantae; Streptophyta; Magnoliopsida; Fagales; Betulaceae
Exons: 1
Coding region: 819-1253 (144 amino acids)
Source: RefSeq, a predicted model, not a curated record
AUGUAGACCCAUGAACCCAUGCUCCUUAUAUGUUCAGUUGCUUUGCAGAUCAAGCAAGGAAGUUGCCAGUAAAAGAAUGGUAUUUUCAGCAUGGGUUGAGGGUAUGGAGAAGGAAGCAAUCUCUAUGCCAUUUUAAGGCAUUGAUCUCCGGCUCUCCCACAUGGGGCCAUCCUCCACACCCCCCCACCUUUCUAUGUACCAAAACCCCAACAAAUAAAUAAAAGCCUCCAAAAAUACGUCGUUGACAUAACACUUCUCAAGACCCAUUCAAACUGUACUCUCUGCUCUUUCUUCUCGUCGUCCCUAAGAAAAACUCACACUUGUAAGAAACCCUUUUCCGUUUCAUCUUCCUUAAAUGUCUCAGCUUUUGGUUCAGGGUUAGGGUUCUGGAUCAGAUGCUUUCUUUUUCAUCUCUCUCUGUGCCUCUCCAUAGAUAUUUUGUUACUGUUUUUUUUUGGUUUCUUUGUGUAGGUUUUCUUGUUUCAGUCCUGAGUUUUGAUCAAGGGUUUCAUUUGGGUUUCUAGAAGUGAACAAGUGAAACCUAGGAUUGGGUUCUGGUCAGUUUAUCAUAUCUGGGUUUCCUUCAAUUUUACAACGAGAUUCAUGGUCAAGGAUUGAUUUUGAUCAAAGGUUGCAUCUUUCUGUACUAUGAUGCAUCAUAGUAAACAAUAGGGUUUUUGGUUUAUCUGAUUUUCUUUAAUAUUGUAAAUGGAAAGUUAUAGUUAAAAAGGACUUUGUUGUUGCUCUUGAGCCAUCUUUGAAUUUAGAUUAGAGAUAAGCUAAUUAAAGGGGAAGAAGAUUCAAUUGAACUCUGAUCAAUGGGAUCGGCUGGGUUUUUUCUUAUAUGUGCUCUCCAUUCUCUGAUAGCUCUGACUUGUGGAGUUUUAAUGAUGUUUUACUCCAAUGACGUCUCUGUGUUUGGCCAUGGCCCGGAGACCGCAAGUAAGCUUCAAGGAUCCACGCCCCAUGAUCAGUUAUUGAUCAGAACCUCCGAUUCCUUCUCGGGUUUGCUUUUAUUUGCCAUUGGGUUUCUUUUGUUCAUGGUGGCUUUUGUUAAGGACAGGGAGUUCCAGAGUUUCUUUGCCAAGGGAUGUGUGCUUGUUCACAUUUCCAUGGCUGUUUGGAGAGUGUACUUCGAGUGGAAGCUUGAGGAUCUUGCUCCUGAUUUGCCGAGGCAGGUUGUUGGGGAUAUUGCAUUGGCACUUUCUUGGGUGUUCUUUGUUGUGUACUCGUGGAGAGAGAAGUAUGAUUAGCUUUGCAAUCACUUUGUUAUGAAAUGAGGGAAUUCGAAUUUGUGGUGCACAUUUUUCAUUAUUGGAGCUGUGGUUUGCUCGCUCUCCUGCUUGAUUAUGGAUUAGGAGACAUAAUUGAAUGAGUUUGAGCUGGACUUGAUCUUGAAAACUCUGGUUUUUCCCCAACUGGGUUCUAUUGGUUUUCUGCGCUGCCAAGUUGCAGGGGGUGCGUUGGAGUAUGAGAAAAUCAAGACAGCACAGAUUGAAUUCUGGGUAAUCUGUUGCUUAAACCUUGUUUAGGUUCUGAUUAUGCUUGAAUUCUGAGGAAGUGAAAUGGGACCUGGGGCUGGCAUGUUUGCUCAUGUUUCUUUGAGGAUCUUUUUUUUGUUUUUUGUUUUUUGAUAAAUAAUUCACUUAAGCCUUUGUUUAGGUUCUGAUUGUGCUUAAAUUCUAAAAAAGAGUGAAAUGGGAUCUGGGGCUGGCAUGUUUGCUCAUGUUUCCUUUGAGGAUCUUAGAAAUGCUUUCCUUUCUGCUUUUGCUCUAGUCAUGUAAUUGUGCUCCUGUUGGCUUCAUGUAAUGAAGAUUCCUUGUAAAUCUCUCCACAUAUGUCAUGAUGUAUACAACAAUGAGAAAUGUUUAAUUCCGGUUUUACUUUAA